AUGGCGACAGCUACGAUGACCGUUUCGGCGGUGCCGACGCCCAAGAAGAAGGGUGCUGAUCUUGCGCCAGAGAGCGAACGAUUUCUACGAUGCUGUGCCGAUGUUGCCAAUGCCUUGAUUGAAGAUCAUGAGUCGACCAAGGAUGGCAAGAGCACUCGAGAUAUCAACCUCAACUCGCUGCGAGCCAAGCUGUCCAAGAAGCACAAGCUUACCAAUAUACCUCCAUUGACUGCCAUUAUCGCAGCCAUUCCUGAACACUACAAGAAAUACAUUCUGCCCAAGCUGAUCGCAAAGCCUAUCAGAACUUCAUCUGGAAUUGCUGUCGUCGCCGUCAUGUGCAAGCCUCAUAGAUGCCCUCAUAUUGCGUACACCGGCAACAUUUGCGUUUAUUGCCCCGGUGGCCCCGAUUCCGACUUUGAGUACAGCACCCAGUCCUACACUGGAUACGAACCUACUUCAAUGAGAGCUAUCCGUGCCCGAUACGACCCAUUCGAGCAAGCCAGAGGACGUGUGGACCAACUCAAGUCUUUGGGUCACUCGGUCGACAAGGUCGAAUACAUCAUCAUGGGAGGAACCUUUAUGUCUCUGCCCGAAUCAUACAGAGAGGACUUUAUUUCGCAACUUCACAACGCCCUCAGUGGAUAUCAGACGUCAAAGGUGGAUGAGGCUGUUGAGGCUGGCGAGAUGAGCAACGUCAAGUGUGUUGGAAUCACCAUUGAAACAAGACCAGACUACUGCCUUCAACCCCAUCUCACCGAUAUGCUGCGAUACGGAUGCACUAGAUUGGAAAUUGGCGUUCAGUCACUCUACGAAGACGUUGCGCGAGACACGAACCGUGGGCACACCGUGGCUGCUGUCGCAGAGACCUUCUGUUUGGCAAAGGAUGCUGGCUUCAAAGUUGUCAGCCAUAUGAUGCCGGAUUUGCCCAACGUGGGUAUGGAGCGUGACAUCGAUCAGUUCCGCGAGUACUUUGAGAAUCCAGCCUUCAGAACUGAUGGCUUGAAGAUCUACCCGACCUUGGUCAUUCGAGGAACUGGUUUGUAUGAGCUGUGGCGCACUGGACGAUACCAAAACUACACACCCAACGGAUUGAUCGAUCUUGUUGCCAGGAUAUUGGCACUUAUUCCUCCUUGGACCAGAAUCUAUCGUGUUCAGAGAGAUAUUCCCAUGCCUCUUGUCACUUCUGGCGUAGAGAAUGGUAAUUUGCGAGAGCUUGCGCUUGCCAGAAUGAAGGAUUUUGGCACUACAUGCCGAGACGUACGAACCCGAGAGGUUGGUGUCAAUGAAGUGAAGAACAAGAUUCGACCAAACCAGAUUGAACUGGUCCGCAGAGAUUACACUGCCAAUGGUGGCUGGGAGACGUUCCUCGCCUACGAAGAUCCCAAGCAGGACAUCUUGGUAGCUCUGUUGCGACUGAGAAAGUGCACAGAGAAGUAUACUUAUCGGGAGGAGUUGACUGGCCAACCUACCAGCAUGGUGAGAGAGCUUCACGUAUAUGGUACCGCGGUACCAGUGCACGCCCGUGACCCAAGAAAGUUCCAGCAUCAAGGGUUUGGUACGCUGUUGAUGGAGGAAGCUGAAAGAAUUGCUCGGGAGGAGCAUGGCAGUGAGAAGAUUAGCGUCAUCUCUGGAGUAGGCGUCCGAAGCUAUUACAAGAAGCUGGGGUACUGGCUUGACGGCCCUUAUAUGAGCAAGUGGCUGGACGGUCGGGACGAGAAUGGCACGCAGUAA
Molecule: messenger RNA, 1731 nt
Organism: Pochonia chlamydosporia 170
Lineage: Eukaryota; Fungi; Ascomycota; Sordariomycetes; Hypocreales; Clavicipitaceae
Product: elongator complex protein 3
Exons: 2
Coding region: 1-1731 (576 amino acids)
Biological process (GO): tRNA wobble base 5-methoxycarbonylmethyl-2-thiouridinylation
Cellular component (GO): elongator holoenzyme complex; nucleus; cytoplasm
Molecular function (GO): acyltransferase activity, transferring groups other than amino-acyl groups; iron-sulfur cluster binding
Source: RefSeq, a predicted model, not a curated record